This is a messenger RNA of Plutella xylostella (diamondback moth), 7032 nucleotides long. RefSeq lists its product as uncharacterized. Gene Ontology annotation, molecular function: RNA polymerase II cis-regulatory region sequence-specific DNA binding; DNA-binding transcription activator activity, RNA polymerase II-specific; DNA-binding transcription repressor activity, RNA polymerase II-specific. Gene Ontology annotation, biological process: regulation of transcription by RNA polymerase II. Lineage: Eukaryota; Metazoa; Arthropoda; Insecta; Lepidoptera; Plutellidae. The record is from RefSeq and is a predicted model, not a curated record. Gene Ontology annotation, cellular component: nucleus; nucleoplasm.
AAAAUCUCUAAGUAAUUCCUAAGCGAAAUAAAGAGUAAUAAUUCUGAUAAGUUCUGCGGAAUCGCUACUUAAAUCCGCAUACUAUUGUCAGUAGAAUUUUGUUUUUGUUUACGGACAUAAAUUACCUAUCAAACCGCGAACUAUCUAUCGUCUGUAUUUAGGAUAUUGUGUGUGACAUAACUCUGUAGAAUAAGCGGUAAAGUGUAUUUUAGUGUGUGUUUUGUUUACAUUAUCAUAUUAGCGGUCACCUAAUUGAUAUUUGACGAGCGACCGGCUCCGCGCAGCCUCUGCUCGAGACUUGGGGACAAAAUUCAAUAACGAAUUGGCCAUUUUAUUGAUGGGCUCGGCCGAGGGGGAGGCUGGGUGGAGACUCGGGUGGGGCUUGAGAAUGGGUGCGUUGGAGCGGCGCGAUUAGUUUCCCGGCGCACUGGGGCGUCGGGGGUGUGGCGCGGGGCGUAGGAGUCCCGGUGCCGCCCCCCGGCGACCUGCUCGCCACCAUCUCCAUGUUCGAGCAGCAGAUCAAGGCCGAGCCCAUGAGCUUCUACAGCCAUGGGGGUGUCCACGGGGGCGGCUCGCUGGUGCGCUCGGAGUCGCACCUGCUGGGGCUCGGCCAGCACCCCGAGGACUCCAAGGACAGCCUCGCGCACCCGCACCAGGACAUGCUGCACCAGCAACAGGAUAUGCAGCAUGAUGAUGAGCUGAGCUUCAAAGGAAUGGACGACGAAGGGGUUGAUAUGGACAUGGAUGGCAGGCAAUGCUCUCAGGGCAUGGGCGUGGACAUGGGCUCAGUACAAACAAAGAUGGAGGUCACGAACGGGUCUCAAUCCACGCCGCGAUCCAAGCCGCAAGCCUGUAAGGUUUGCGGUAAAGUCCUCUCAUCAGCCUCUUCAUACUACGUCCAUAUGAAGCUACACUCUGGAAACAAACCAUUUCAGUGCACUGUGUGCGACGCGGCGUUCUGUCGCAAGCCGUACCUCGAAGUGCACAUGCGCACGCACACCGGCGAGCGCCCGUUCCAGUGCGACCUCUGCCUCAAGCGCUUCACGCAGAAGUCCAGCCUCAACACGCACAAACGCGUACACACUGAUGAGCACAUGCGCGCCUUGAUGGUGAAGGACCGCCCCUACCAGUGCGAGCUCUGCCUCAUGCGCUUCACGCAGAGCUCCAGCCUCAACCGACACAAGAAAACACACACGGAGGAGCACAGGCGCGCGUUGCUGGCUAAGGAACGGCCCUACCAGUGCCACGUGUGCUAUGUGCGAUUCACCCAGAAGUCAAGUUUGGGCCGACACGGCAAGAUACAUACCGAGGAGCACAGACGGGCCCUGUUAGAGAAAGUGCGGCCGUACCAGUGCCACAUCUGUUAUAUGCGCUUCACUCAGAAGUCCAGCCUGGGCCGACAUGGGAAAAUACACACUGAGGAGCACAUCCAAUCGCUGAUCAACAAAGUGCGCCCCUAUCAGUGCGACAUAUGUGACAAGCGGUUCACGCAGAAGUCCAGCCUUGGCACUCAUAAGCGUAUACAUACUGGCGAGCGGCCCUUCCAGUGCACCGUCUGCCUCAAGUCCUUCACGCAGAAGUGCGCGCUCAAUUUGCACGAAAAAAUACAUACGGGCGAGCGGCCGUACCAAUGCGACGCGUGCCUCAAGCGCUUCACGCAGAAGUCCAGCCUCAAUAUACAUAAGAGGACGCACACAGUCCAGGGCAGACCGUUCCAGUGCCUGUCGUGCCCCGCGGCCUUCACCUGCAAGCAGUACCUGGAGAUACACACGCGCACGCACACCGGCGAGCGCCCCUACCAGUGCGACAUCUGCCUCAAGCGCUUCACGCAGAAGUCCAGCCUCAACAUCCACAAGCGGACGCACUCAGUCCAGGGCCGGCCGUUCCAGUGUCUGCAGUGCCCCGCGGCCUUCACCUGCAAGCAGUACCUGGAGAUCCACAACCGCACGCACACCGGCGAGCGCCCCUACCAGUGCGACGUCUGUCUCAAGAGAUUCGCGCAAAAGUCUACACUCAACAUUCACAAACGAACGCACACAGUGCAAGGGCGUCCCUACCAGUGCAUGGAGUGCCCGGCGGCGUUCACCUGCAAGCCGUACCUCGAGAUCCACAUGCGAACGCACACCGGCGAGCGCCCCUUCGAGUGCGACGUCUGUUACAAGCGGUUCACGCAGAAGUCCACGCUCAACAUACACAAGCGCAUACACACCGGUGAACGUCCAUACGCGUGUGAUAUAUGCCAGAAAAGAUUUGCAGUGAAGAGUUAUGUGACAGCACACAGAUGGUCGCACGUAGCCGACAAGCCUCUCAACUGCGACCGCUGCUCGAUGACGUUCACGUCCAAGUCGCAGUUCGCGCUUCACAUCCGCACGCACACGGCCGGCUCGUGCUACGAGUGCAGCGUGUGCGGACGCACCUUCGUGAGGGACAGCUAUCUCAUACGCCACCACAACCGCGUGCACCGCGGCGAGACGCACAGCAACGUGUCGGCCAACAGCAUCGGCGGCCUCGGCAGCGUCGCCGCCAACAACGCAGGAGGGAACUACGACUCCGCGGCCGUUUGUGACUUAAGUUUCGUCCCGAUGGUGAACCGCUACAUGACGUCGCAGGGCACGCAGGUGUCCAUGCAGGACUCCAGCAAGAUGUCCGCCAUGUCGCCGCAGUCCAUCGCCUCCAUCUCGUCGCCCCCUCCGCCGCACACGCCCACGCCGCAGCCGCAGAUGUCGGGCUCCAUGCACCUCGCCGACUGAUCGCCAGAGCUGCUGGUUGACUAAGCGGCCACAUGUGCAAUAUGAAAACCCAAUGGCAGCCAUCAACAAAGCAGUAAAAUUGAUAUAAUCAAAUGCGGUGGACAGCUCUUCGGCGCUGGGCUCGCUGGCAUGGACUAAGCACAGAAGUUUUUUUUAUAUUUUAUUUCUAGUUAUUUAUUUACCCACUGUUAAGUUCUUCCGCCAUGACGUAAACGGUAAUAUUGUAUGGGAAGAGUGUGGAGGUGGAGAGCAUUUAUUACGUUACGCUUCAGGAAUCCCUCGGCGAGCGGCGCGACGCAGAGACAUCGUAGUCGGUAGCUGUAGGCGGUGGCACGCAUGUGAUUUAUAUAUCCAAGCUGUGAUUUAUCGAUACCAUCACAUAUGAUAUGCUUAGUGGUGGCAUUCAUAAAUCGUUAGUCUCAUCAUAGAUUGUAGGCCUAAAUUUUGAUCUCAUAUUCUAAUUUGCAUAGUGGUAAAAGUUUGGACCGGGAAUGGUAAAUCUUCAACUUGAAAUUCUAAAUUGUAAUGUUCACCAUUAUCAUGUACCACAUCUUCAUUAGGUGUAGAAUGUAACAAUAUCUUAUUGCAAUGCUUUAACUUUAUAGAAAUCGUCAGUGUAUAUGGAAUUCAAUAAUUUUAUAGUAUUGUUACCAGUAAGGUAUAUUGAUGAAGGAAGUUGGGGACUCUGAAAGUCCGAUCCUAGGAUAUCUCUGAUCAUCCUCAUCACUGAGAUAGCUACGAGGAGUUGGUAAACAAGUCAUAAUGAGUAAUAACAAUAAGUACAAAAUAAACGCUAAACUUGCAGAGUCCUAUGGAGGCAAUAUUGAUAGCUUCACAAAAUUAAUAACUUUUAAUAUGAUCUAUAUUGGAGUAAUCCAGAGAAGUGCCUGUUGCAACAUAAUUUGGCAAUAUUUUUAUGGUGUUACGUUCAGUGAAUAAAAUGUUGUUCGGUGUUCAAUGUAUGUGAUCAGAGUAGACCCAGGCCCGCGCGGGGCGAGCGAGGGGCGCGGGCGGCGCGGUGAAGCUUCUUACUAAACUUUGUGUGCCUUCUAGCGGAUAGCGACAUUAGGCAAUAUCAAUCAUAGGUUUUAACAUACAAAUUCAUAUCCAACUUCAUGAGCGACAGUGACACACAACUCAUCAUUAUAGCUGAUGAAGUUGGAUCUACCAAUAACACCAUUAAUAGCGCCUCAUUUACCUCUCAUCUCCGAUAAAUAAUAUAUAAUAGUGUAUGUAAUAUUAAAGGCGACAUAUUUAUGAAACAGUGUUGUAGAAUGGAAAUACUGCUUUAUGAUCUUUGUAUUGUCAUCGAGAAUGUGUAUUUUCUUGUACAAGUAAUUAUAUAUAGAGUAUAGUGCAGUAGUCUUCCAAUACUAACAGAUGAACUCUCUGCUACGUCGAGCAGCUGCGGUGCGCCGCGGGGUCCUUAUGGUUUGCCAUUAUGAUAUCAAAGAUAGAUUGGUGCCAUUUCUAUGUAACUGAUGUGGUAGCGUAAGUUAGGUAAGUCUGCUGGUCAGGGUAGCGUUGGAAAUAAAAUAUUGUAAGGUUCAUUUCGUUUGUGAAAGCUUAUGUCUAUGUUUGUACAAAAAUACGGCUGCAUACUUUAUUUACUUAGUUAUUUUUAAAUGUUACAAUUUUUUUCUUAUUUUAUUUAAGUAUUAUAUUUCCUGUUACGUUUUCUACACUGCAUACAUUAUUUUAUUUCCAUGUUGUGUGUGUCCAUGUGCUGGGUCGGAAAAUGAAAAUGUAAAUAUUGGUAGGAAUUAAUUAAUCAAAAAUGGAAAUGAAAAUUUAAUUUGAUUGUUGAACUGAAUAAAAUUGGAACUAUACCUACUAAGAAAUAUUAUAACAAAACUAUUAACUGGGGUAUGAUAAAAUCUAAAUUCAUGUAGAUGUACAUAAUAUUAUACAUAAUAUAAAAAAGUCGUUUGAUAGUCCUCAAUAUUUUUUUAUAUUUUGAUAGUUCUGUAUUUGAAUCAUAAUUAAAUGAAUGUACGAGGAUAGGCCAAUAUCUCAUUAUCAUUUCUCAGAUUAACAAUUGAAAUACACAACUAUAAUAAUAAUAUAGAUAUAUAUAUCGCAUUUAGUUGAGACCUUAAUGAGCUACUAAUAGGUAGAUAGUAUACCUAUAUUUCGAAUAUAUUAAUACUAUAUUAUCUGAAAAGUUUUACCGAGUUUUAAAAGAUCAGUGUUAGUUUCUUACCAAGCCAUUGACAACAGUAUUAUUUAGGGAAACUAGAACUUGUAUGAGUUAAUCAAGUAGUAGUACACAAUAUGUAACCGCUCUUCUACCAUUACUGAGAGUAGAUGGAACCACCAUUUUCAAUUUACAUAUAAACCAUAGUAUAACAAUAGACCUUAAUGUCAUUGGUUAGCACUGCUUUAGAAAGUGCUUCUCAAUGUUUUAUUACCCAUAGAUACCUUAAUAUUAAUGGAUAUAGAAACACCAACUUAGUGAAUUAGGUAUAUAAAGUUUCAUAUACAUACAUAUGUUAACAUUAUGUAUAUCGUGAUCAACUUCUAUUAAUAAUUUGUCAAGGGUGAUUCUCGUCUAAUAGAAAUUAGAAGUUUAUUUGUUAUUCACUUCAUUUAUUUACGUUGAACGUUUGUUUCUUGUUUAUGAGACUGGUGUCACUCUGCGCAAGUUAGUACUAGUCGUGGACAUGAGGUUCUAUUCACGUUGCGAGGUAUUCGCUGCCACAGACCUCAGCGGCCGUCGUCGAGGAAUCUCAGGCAAUUUCCUCGUAAAGGAAUAGAGCCCGAGGCAGUGCAGGCCAACAGCGGACGGAAUCCAUCAGAGCAAUUUAUUUAAAAUACAUAGGUGUACACCGUGGAUCCGUGACGCGGGCCUUCGCUGUCAGUCUAUUUUACAUACGAUGGUAGUUAUAUAUUUUAAGAAAAAAAAAACAUGAAUGAUCCAUUUUGAAUUUACGUAAUUAUAAAAAUGUAUAACUAUUAUUUAAUAUUUCUCGUAUCUCUAUUUAAUUUGAACCGUAGAAAAGACUGAUUUUCGUUAAAGAGUCCACAACGUUAGAAUACUCAAGUAGUAGAUCGCCAGACGUUACCAUCCGAGCGGUUGUGGAGAAGGACCAACAGCUUUUCAUAGAUCCUGUUUGAACUUUCAGUUGAGGAAACGUACAUAUCCUAUCCCGUGAAUGUAAUGUAUACUUCCCUUGUAUCGAGGCAGCACUAGCGCCGCGCGACGGUAGACUUGAUUGUGGUAGAUUUAUGAGCAAAUAACAGUGAGCCUUGUGUAAUCUUAAUGUCUAAGGUACAUACUUAUUUAGUUUUAUUGUAUCUGUAGUUACAACUACCGCUUCGCCAACUUAUUACGUUGCUUACAUUGUAAUCAUUUACGAGAGUACAGCCUAAGGAUUUUAACUUUUUUUUAUACUGAGAGCUAUUUCUAAGUCACUGAUUUUUUACAAUUUAUAGUAAUAUAUUAUACCUUAUUAAGAAAAUUUUUACUAAUGGCUCUAAGCCACUCCCUUAACCAAAAAGGUUUCGACGUAUUUUACAUCCUUAAAUUGGAUUUUUUUUACUAAAAUUUCUCUAAGCAAACAUCAUGGCAUGUGCUGGGUUUUGGUAUGUUCGUCAUUUAGUUAUAGCUCUUCAGAGUUUUGAUGACCAAUAUAUCAGUUUAAACCUUUUUUAUUGUUAAAAUUUUUAGGCUAGUUUAUAUUUUACAUAAGUUUAGAUUUGUUAACUGUGGUGUAUUUAACUGCACGUGGAAUCAGCUCUUACGGCCUCCUUGGCAUUGUUGGUUAUUUUAGUCUGACGUCAUUGUGAUAUUGUUUGUAGGGUGCGGUUAUUGUCUAGGUCGGUGUAUGUGGGUUUGAACAACUUAAUCAUUCAUUUAUAUUGUUUGUUGUUGAUCGUUUGUUUGAAGGUAGUCCUUUCAUUGGUGUGCACAACGAGGCUGUAAGAGUGUUUAUGUAGUCAGCAUUAUGUAUAUGCUUUAAUGUGAUUUUUUAAAUGUACUCUUUAUUAUAGUCUCAUCAUCAAUAUCUAAUUAGCGAAACUAACAAAGCGAAUAUUAUUAUUUCUUUUCAGUGCAUAGCGAUUUAUAUUGAAAAGAUCAAAUUACAGAGUUUAUUUUAUUUUAUGAAAGAAAUGUAUAAAUCUGAACUUAAUAUACAUUGUAAAAUUAUCUUUUAUUGCUCAUAUCGCUGAGCUCUAUUCAGAAAAAAUAAUUAUGUGAAAUACAAAUCAGUCAGAUUCGUUUAGAAGCCAUGUAGUGGAGAAAAAUAAACGUGCCAUGAUAUUUGUGGCUACUAAAACA